CUGUCGCAAUGUCCAACAAACCCUUCACCAAGCAGCCCAAUCUCAAUACAGACAAGGGCUUGAACACAGACAUCCAAUCCAACCUCUCCAACGCAGCCAAGACAACCACAUCAACACUCGGCAGCACGGUCGGCGGACUGGCCAACACAGUCGGAGGCGUUGUGGGUGCUGCAAGCCGCGGCUUGGGCGAGACAGUCAACAGUGCGACGGCCGAUAAUGUCAAGCCGGUGGGUGAUGGAGUCAAGAAUGUCGGGACAGGGGUGGAGAGUGGUGGGCGGGAGGCAGCUGAGGGGGUGAAGGGCAGGUGAAUGGAAGGCGUUUUGAACAUUAGGGGUUGGAACUUGGAACUGCACAUGCAUGUUCGGAAAUGGAAUGGCCAGCUUCAGGGGUUUCGGAGUUCAGAUGACGAUCAACGCAAGAGAUUCGGUACGCAGAGAUCGGUAUCAUGAAUCUUAUUCUUCAG
Messenger RNA from Parathielavia appendiculata, 463 nucleotides. RefSeq lists its product as uncharacterized. Lineage: Eukaryota; Fungi; Ascomycota; Sordariomycetes; Sordariales; Chaetomiaceae. The transcript has a single exon. The record is from RefSeq and is a predicted model, not a curated record. The coding region runs from base 9 to 308 and encodes 99 amino acids.